Molecule: messenger RNA, 3712 nt
Organism: Mesoplodon densirostris (Blainville's beaked whale)
Lineage: Eukaryota; Metazoa; Chordata; Mammalia; Artiodactyla; Ziphiidae
Gene: ZNF620
Product: zinc finger protein 620
Exons: 5
Biological process (GO): negative regulation of transcription by RNA polymerase II
Molecular function (GO): DNA-binding transcription repressor activity, RNA polymerase II-specific
Source: RefSeq, a predicted model, not a curated record
GCGGCAGAGUGGAACGUUGUGUUGGCCGGCCACUGGGGUGAGCCCGGCCUCGGAGGCGAGGUGGCUCGGCGCAUUCGUGGUCUUGGCUGGCUUGAGAGCCUUGACCUGGAAGAGCCUGGCCGAGGAGGCCCGCUCCCCUGCCCGCGGUGGCGGGUCCGUUCGUCUUCCUCCGAAGGGCUUUCUGUGCCCGCUUUCUUUGUUGGCGUCUGGAGAUGUCGGCGUCGCCUGCUUCCCGCCGCUCCGAGCGGGCGUGCGCCCAGCACCACCCACCGGUCCACUUGAGCAUCUCUUUUUCCUGUUUUGACCCGCUGCCAAGCCUCCACCUGCAUUUUGUGCUGUAGCCCCUCUCGGUCCAGGCGCCCUCUUUCUCUCCAGAGGAGACCUGUCUUGGUCAUCGUGUCAAAGUGUCCAGGGUGAACUGAACUCAGCUUCGACUUGUACAGAGGUGACCCGGUCUUUGAAAGGGAGAAUGAGAGAGUAGAGAGAGGAUCUGAGACUCUUCCUCUUCCCAAAUCAGAGAGCAGUGCAGGAAGCCAGGGGACGGCAGCCAUGCUUCAGACAACAUGGUCCCAGGAGCCAGUGACCUUUGAGGAUGUGGCUGUGUACUUCACCCAGAAUGAAUGGGUCAUCCUGGAUCCUGCGCAGAGGGCCUUGUACAGGGAGGUGAUGCUGGAGGAUUAUGCAAAUGUGGCUUCCCUGGCUUUUUCGUUCACCAGACCUGUUCUGGUCUCUCAGCUGGAGCGAAGGGAACUGCCAUGGGGCCUCGAUCCCCGGGAACCUGUGGGCAGGGAGGCCCUCAGAGGAGUCUGUCCAGGCGGGGAGACCAGAACUGACAAGGAAGAAGCAACGCCAAAAGAACACAUUUCCAAAGAAGCAGAGUCCCACGGACUGACAUUAGGAGGGCUGCCAGGGAAUGUUCCCCAGCACCUUGGCUUCAGGAGCCACCUAGAACAGCACAGCCACAGGAUGGUUAAGAGGAAAGAGUCAAAGAGGAGAGAUUUCACAGAUGGGUCAGCCAGGCAUCAGGAGGCCUGUGCUGUGGAGAGCGGGGAGAAGUGUGAGAAACUGGGAAAAUACUUUAGUGUUAGCACACAACUCACUACGAAUCAGACAAUUUCUAGCGGUCAGCUAUCUUAUAAGUGUGGAAAAUGUGACGGAUGCUUCAUUCGGAUGGCGGACUUCCACAGACAUCAGAGAUGUCACACUGGUGAAAAGUCUUUUGAAUGCAAAGAAUGUGGAAAAUACUUCAGAUAUUAGUCCUUACUUAUCCGGCAUCAGGUAAUCUACAUUGGGAAGAAACCAUUUAAAUGCAAAGAAUGUGGGAAAGGUCUCAGUUCAGAUAUGGCCUUGAUUCAGCAUCAGAGAAUCCACACUGGAGAAAAGCCCUAUGAGUGUCGGGAGUGCGGCAAGGCCUUCAGCUGCAGCCCCGUCUUCCUCCAGCACCAGAGGUUCCACACUGGGGAGAAGCUCCAUGAGUGCGAGGAAUGUUGGAAAACUUCCAGCUGUAGCUCAAGUUUCAUCGUCCAUCAGCGAAUGCACACUGGGGAGAAACCCUACGAAUGUAAGAAGUGUGGGAAACGAUUAAGCUCCAACACAGGCCUGACUCAGCAUCAGUGGAUCCACACUGGGGAGAAACCUUUUGAAUGUAAGGAACGUGGGAAGGCCUUCAAUCAGAAAAUCACCCUGGUUCAGCAUGAGCAUGUCCACACUGGUGAGAAACCUUACGAGUGUAAGGUGUGUGGGAAAACUUAUAGCUGGCGUGGAAGGUUCAUCCUGCAUCAGAAACUCCAUGUGCAGAAGACAUCUAUCCAAGAGUAGCACUCUCCACAGCUAGGCUCACGGUGCCUCUUCUUGUUUCUCCCCAUCUUCAUGCUUUUGAUUAAUGUCAUCACUGCCUUUUCUGAACUGUGCUAAUUCUAUUUAUUUAUUUAUUUAUUUAUGGCUGCGUGGGGUCUUAAUUGCAGCACGCAGGAUGUUUCAUUGUGUUGCGCCAGCUUCUCUCUAAUUGUGGCGUGGGCUCCAGAGUGUGCGGGCUCAUUAGUUGUAGCUCGCACACUUAGUUGCCCUGUGACAUGUGGGAUCUUAUUUCCCUGACCAGGGAUCGAACCCGCAUCCCCUGCGUUGGAAGGUGGAUUUUUUUUUUUUUUUUUUUUUUUUUUGCGGUACGCGGGCCUCUCGCUGUUGUGGUCUCUCCUGUUGCAGAGCACAGGCUCCGGACGCGCAGGCUCAGCGGCCAUGGCUCACGGGCCCAGCCACUCCGCGGCAUGUGGGAUCUUCCCAGACUGGGGCACUAACCCGUGUCCCCUGCAUCGGCAGGCGGACUCUCAACCACUGCGCCACCAGGGAAGCCCUGGAAGGUGUAUUCUUAACCACUGGACCACCAAGGAAGUCCCUAACUGUGCUAAUUCUUAAGCAUCUGCUGCUUCUUUCUGCGUAACUGCAACGCAUGCUCCUCUGGCCUGUCCCACUAAGAUGUUUAAUUCAGGCUCUCAGCUUCCAUCAUGAAACUUUCUUCAGGUUCUCUUAACCCUUUUUCCCCCAAGAUGAACUCUCUUUACAGUUAGAAAAGACAAGAAACAAACCCCCAAACUUAAAAACAUCAAAGGAAGGUUUCCAGAUUGAAAGGAUACACCAAGUGCCCAGCAAGAUGGAUUGGGGGGAAACCUACAUCAAAGACCAUCACUGUGAAUGAUCAAAGCACCAGGUUUAAAGAGGAGAUGUUAAAAUGUUUCUGGAGAGGGAAAACAAAAGAUCAGGAGUAAGAAUAGCAUUGGAUUUCUCAACAGCAACCUUGACAGUCAGAUGACAUGGUGUAUGCCUUUGACAUUCUAAGGGAAAUGAUUUCCGCCAGAAUUUUAUACCCUCAAGGUAGAUUUCAGACCUUGUACCUCUUAAAAUUUUAUCUCCCCUGCAUCCUUUCUCAGAUGUGCAACCCUAAACAAGGGUUAAGAAAAAGGCAAGCUAUGUAGACCCUCUAUUAUAAUCUGUAUAUUGGAAGUCUCUUAAACACAAAAAUGGAGGGGCCCUGUCUGUGUGGAGCCAUCUACAUCUUGGAAGGACAGUCCUAAUAGAGUGCAGACUUCCGGAGACCUACCUUGGGUACAGUGCCCACCCUCACUACUUCUGACUCUGCAGUGACUCUUCGCUACUCAGUUGUAGUCUAUGCCUUUGCAAAAAUGGGGUGUUUGUACCCUUUGAAUCAGAUGCAAGGCCCUAUUUGUCCUAAAUUUGUCCAUCUCAUUACUGUUCCAAGUGACCUCCCAUCAGCAAACAUUCCCUUGCAAUUUCAUCUAGUUAUUUUUUAUGAUCUGGAAGAAGCCACCAUUAUUUUCUGUUACCUGCGGUUACAAGAGAAGUAAAUAUGUUCUAUUGUAGCAUCCACUCAUGCAGACAGCUUGACUUUGCCCACUGCAGGAAGCAGAGGGUAGUGGUUAAUCAUUCGGAGCUAGGCCAACUUUGGUAUGAACCCAGGCGUGUGACCUUGGUUAAGUUAUGGAAACUGCACUAAUUUCCUUAUCUGUAAAAUAGGGAUGACCGUCUACCUCACAGGAUUGUGCUGAGGAUUAACUGUAUUAAUACACAUAGAAGCGGUUAGAACAGUGACUGGAGCAUAAUAAAGUGUUAUUUAUUAUCAUAAUGUCAUUGUUAAGUUUUGACUUAUCAUGUAUAUACCAGUGAAACAAUCACCACAAUCAAGAUAAUAAACAACCAU